ACAAAUUUGAAGAAUAUUGCCGAUGUGCUAUAACCUCAAUGAAAACAAAAAUUGCAGUAGGAUAUUGUGAAUUUGUCACUUAAUUCGAAGAUUGUAACUUAAAUAUGGAUCUUACGCAAAUAAGAAAUUUUAAGGAUUUUUUACUCCUAUAUAAUCAAAUAUCUGAAACCUGUUUCAAACGAUGCCUGAAUACAUUUAUUUCAAGAGAAGUUUCAGCAGAAGAGGAUAUUUGUGUAAGCAAAUGCCUGCAAAAGCAUGUCCGUGCAAAUCAUAAAAUGAUGGAAAUAUUUAUGGAAGUACAGCCUGUUCUUAUACAAAAAAGAUUAGAAGAAGUUCAGCAAGCACAGGCAACUUUAGAAGAACAAAUGCAUAAAGAAGAGCCUGAGAAUAAGACAUAG
Molecule: messenger RNA, 398 nt
Organism: Dufourea novaeangliae
Lineage: Eukaryota; Metazoa; Arthropoda; Insecta; Hymenoptera; Halictidae
Product: mitochondrial import inner membrane translocase subunit Tim10B-like
Exons: 3
Coding region: 105-398 (97 amino acids)
Cellular component (GO): mitochondrial intermembrane space chaperone complex
Source: RefSeq, a predicted model, not a curated record